Messenger RNA from Acomys russatus (golden spiny mouse), 1319 nucleotides. RefSeq names its product reticulon 4 interacting protein 1 (gene Rtn4ip1). Gene Ontology annotation, molecular function: zinc ion binding; oxidoreductase activity. Lineage: Eukaryota; Metazoa; Chordata; Mammalia; Rodentia; Muridae. The record is from RefSeq and is a predicted model, not a curated record. The coding region runs from base 110 to 1300 and encodes 396 amino acids. Gene Ontology annotation, cellular component: mitochondrion. The transcript has 9 exons.
CAGCAUUUGGCUGAAUUGAAGUGUGUUAGUUUGACCCACUGCAGAGGUGGUCUCUUUCUCUUCUUCUUUUUCUUUUUGGAGGACACAGCUCUAUCCCUCCCUGCUCAGGAUGGAAGUUUUGAAGACUUGUGUACUUACAAGAAGCGCAUGUGCUGCUGCUCGCUUCUGGAGAAGCAGAGUUAUUCCAAAGCCGCCGUUUAGGGACAUUAGUACUACGCCUGCGAGGAGCACUGUCAUGCCCGCUUGGGUGAUAGAUCAAUAUGGAAAGAAUGAAGUCCUUCGAUUCACUCAGAGCGUGAUGUUACCUGUCAUACACUAUCCAAACGAAGUCAUUAUCAAAGUCCAUGCUGCCAGUUUAAAUCCUAUAGAUGUUAAUAUGAGAAGUGGUUACGGAGCAAGAGCCCUCAAUAUGAAGCGGGACCCUCUGCACAUGAGACUCAAAGGAGAGGAGUUUCCUCUGACUCUGGGUCGGGACGUCUCUGGUGUGGUGAUGGAAUGUGGGCUUGACGUCAAGUACUUCAAACCUGGAGACGAGGUCUGGGCUGCUGUUCCUCCUUGGAAACAAGGCACACUCUCAGAAUUUGUGGUGGUCAGUGGGAAUGAGAUCUCGCACAAGCCCAGAUCACUCACCCAUACCCAAGCUGCCUCGUUGCCGUAUGUGGCUCUCACAGCCUGGUCUGCCAUAAACAAGGUUGGUGGCCUGAACGACAGGAACUGCACGGGCAAGCGUGCUCUAAUCUUGGGUGCCUCAGGUGGAGUUGGUACUUUUGCGAUACAGGUGAUGAAGGCGUGGGGUGCCCAUGUGACAGCAGUUUGCUCUCAAGAUGCCAGUGAGCUUGUAAGGAAGCUUGGAGCUGAUGAAGUCAUUGAUUACACGUUGGGAAGUGUGGAAGAGCAGUUGAAAACUUUAAAACUGUUUGACUUUAUCCUUGAUAAUGUUGGUGGCUCUACUGAAACCUGGGCUCUGAACUUUCUCAAGAAGUGGUCAGGAGCCACCUAUGUGACUCUGGUGACACCUUUCCUCCUGAACAUGGACCGACUGGGCAUUGCUGAUGGCAUGUUGCAGACAGGAGUCACCGUGGGUACCAAAGCAUUGAAGCAUCUCUGGCAAGGAGUCCAUUACCGCUGGGCCUUCUUCAUGGCCAGCGGUCCAUGUCUAGAUGAAGUUGCAGAACUAGUGGACGCGGGAAAGAUCCGGCCAGUUAUUGAACGGACCUUCCCUUUCUCUGAAGUCCCAGAAGCCUUCCUGAAGGUGGAAAGAGGCCAUGCCCGAGGGAAGACUGUGGUUAAUGUCAUUUAAAUAAACAUGUGCACCAGCC